Molecule: messenger RNA, 1621 nt
Organism: Metopolophium dirhodum (rose-grain aphid)
Lineage: Eukaryota; Metazoa; Arthropoda; Insecta; Hemiptera; Aphididae
Exons: 6
Coding region: 269-1519 (416 amino acids)
Source: RefSeq, a predicted model, not a curated record
UAACUAUAUUUUUUUACGUUUUUCGACGCUGUUAGCAUCUCGCUCGGUAGCACGCUUCGGCGUGUGAUGGCCUUGUUUAAGAUUUCAUGGCGUAUAAUAUAUUUUGAGGUUCGAGUGGCUAUAUUGUAAUGUUGCUAUAAUCUGUGACGUGUCGUGUCAUGAAUGUCGGUCAGUCGCAGAACUUCUAGGUAGAUUAGACUGAACUCACUUCCAAUACUGAAACAUCAUCGAUUAUAAGACUGACGGAAAAGCAAUUUGUACAAAUACGAUGAGUGUCUGUUUUCUUUGUGAUAGAAAAUUGUACGGUGAACGUACACGGGUGUGUUCAAGCAUUACACCACAUAGCUAUGUAUCAUACCCAGAAAAAAUUGCUCAGCUUAUUGGAGAUGAAGUUGUGGUUAUUGUCACUCCUGCGGAUCACAUGUGCAAGAAUUGUACAUCACUUUUGACUCAUAUGGACAAGUUGGAAAAUGAUCUGAAACUUGUUAAAAAUGCAAUGUUGUCAUAUAUACAAAAGAAAUAUGGAAUAUUGCCUCCUGAUCAGGUUUUUAAGGGUGUUGAGAUUGACAAUGGAUACUCAAAGGCAGAGAAACAAAUAGAAAAAGAUCAGCAUACAGUACCUAGUGGUCUGACUACUGCUGCCGUAGUUACUCCAGUCCAAACUCCAUUAAAAUCGUUAAAAACACAACAGCAGCAUCAGAAACAUCAACAACAACUACCAGCAACACAACAAGAAAGCGCUAAAAAAACGAAAAUAUACAAAUGUGGCUUUUGUACAUUCCAAUCGAAAGUGCUUGGUCAUGUUCAAUUCCACAUGGGCACUCAUACGAACAAAAAGGAGCCUGAAAAACCUAUAUUUAAUCAAGCAAUGGCUAAAGCAUUAACUCCGGUACCACAACAGAAGAAACAAAUUUUUAGAUGUCAAGUAUGUUCUAAAUCAUUUGAUAGUCGAAAUAAUUGCCUUGAUCACAUUUGGAAAGACCAUAAUCAGACCACUCCAUCAACCUCAAAUGGAGAAACAGAAACAGAAGAUUUUCGUCCGAUUACAACCAAUGUUAUGAAACUGGAACCAUCCAAGACUCAAGAAAAUAAUCAGCAAGCUGAAGCGCCUCUGGACGUAGACCCAGAACAGGAUAACAAUAAAGGCACUGUCGACACGGAUAUGAUAUUGAAUGACAAUAUCCCCACUGAAGGAUCUGCAAAUGUUGAACAAGAAGAAGGAACAGAAAAUGCAGGCAAAGGAGAAGAAACUGAAAUCUCUCAAGAAGAUAAGACUGUAACAGUAGUCAAAUCGAAAAAAAAACCUGAGCAUGCACAAAAAAACUCAGUUGAAAAAGAUACAGCCUUGCCUGAACAGGAAGUAACUGACCGAGAAACACCAGACAGUGUUGAGAUAGAAGUUGAUGAAGACAAUGCAAAUGUGGAAAACAAAACGGAAUAUUUGAACAUAGAAUCAAUGUUAGCGGCAAUUCAUAACGAUAACCCUAAUAACAGUGGGGAUACACAAAACAAAGAUUAAAAUUUAUACAACUUAUUUAAAAGUAAGUUAUCAAUUUAAUACUUAUAAGUUCCAGUUUCAUAAUUUAAAAAUAAUUUUUCAUUAAGUUUUUUUUUUAAUAAC